AUGAAAACGAAAAUAUUAAUUGUUACAAUAUUAAUAUUUUCAUAUUGUUAUCUAGGUAGGGAAAAUGACAUUUUUGAUGAUGAAUAUGACUAUAUAGUAAUUGGUGCUGGUACCGCUGGUAGUAUUGUUGCCGGUAAAUUAUCAGAUAAUCCAAACAAUAAGGUUUUAUUAAUAGAAGAAGAUGCUACCAAUCCAAAUAUUUGGACAACAAAAGAUUGGUAUGAUCAUUUCUUAGGACAUCCGGAUCCAGAUAUAUCAAGAGCAUUCUAUACACCUGCGGAACCAGGUUUGAACUAUCGUACGGAAACUCUUAUGAGAGCUGUAGUUACAGGUGGUUGUAACGCUCACAAUGGUAUGGUGGUGAUUCCAGGCGAUCGUCAACUCUAUGAUGGUAUUGCCGAUGCUACCGGUGAAUCGCAAUGGAGUUGGAAUAAUAUGGCUAGCCAUUUCUCAGAAUUGAAAUCGAAAUUCUAUUUGCGACAUCUCGAUGACAAUAGAGUGUUCCUUUCAGAGUUGAAACAAUCGAUUCAAUCGAUUGGAAUACCUUUGGUAUCGGAUAACUUUGGUGGUUCACUCCGUGGACUUACCAAUAUCAUUGAUCAAUCUAAACCGGAUCCACAGUUAGGACAAAGAAGAGAAACUACCUACAGUAACUAUAUCGAUGCUGUUCUUGCAUCGCGUAGUAAUCUUCAGGUUCUCAUUCGUAAUCGUGCGGAAAAGAUCAUGUUUUGCGAUAAUAAUAAUAGCACCUCUAGUACUAGUGAUCGUCGAGCUUGUUUCAUUCGUUUACGUGAUACCACUACCAAUACCAUUAGAACUAUCAAGGUUGGAAAAGAAUUGAUUCUCAGCUUGGGUGCCUAUGAAUCACCGAUGCUAUUGCAAGCAAGUGGAGUUGGUGAUCCUGCCAAACUCUCACAGGCAGGUAUUACACCAAUAAUCAACUCACCCAAUGUCGGUAUGCGUUUGUUGGAUCAUAUCUACAUGAACUAUGCAGGUAAGCCAUUGCUUGGAAGUAUUCAAUCACCACCACAAAGCGAUUGGGACAAUAGAAAUACAGUGGCCGAUGGAUUCUUUUUGUUUGGUGCCAUCGAUGCAAACAGUAGUACCAACGACUACACUUUGGCAACUGAUAUCCAGUAUAUGUGGGACGGUAAGAUCUACUUUAACUGUGCAGUGGAAAUGGUAAGUCCACAGAGUGAAGGUGAGGUACAGGUAAAGCAGGUCAAUGGAAAUGGUGCUGCCAUACAACCAUUGAUCGAGCAAAACUAUCUAAGCGCUCGUCACGAUGUAGAUGUAUUGAUAGCCGCCAUUAAGGAGUGUCGUCGUAUUCAAUCGCGUUUGGUAGACAAUGGUAUUCUCGAUGGUAGCAAACCAGAGUUUAGUUCGACGGCAGGUGACACUGAUCAAUCGCUUGAACAAUACGUCAGAAACACUGGCAAUGGUGACUAUCAUCCACAUGCAUCCAUUCGUAUGGGUAGAGCUGACGAUGCAUCUGCGCCACUCACACCUCGACUAAAAGUCCGUGGUACUAGCAAUGUCCGUGUUAUCGACGCAUCGUCAUUCCCCAUACCCAUUAGAAAUAAAAUUAACAUACCAAUUGCCAUACUUGCAAUGCAAGGUGCUGAUUUUAUCACCCAAGAUAAUAACUAA
Molecule: messenger RNA, 1650 nt
Organism: Heterostelium album PN500
Lineage: Eukaryota; Evosea; Eumycetozoa; Acytosteliales; Acytosteliaceae
Product: GMC family oxidoreductase
Exons: 2
Coding region: 1-1650 (549 amino acids)
Molecular function (GO): flavin adenine dinucleotide binding; oxidoreductase activity, acting on CH-OH group of donors
Source: RefSeq, a predicted model, not a curated record